Knipowitschia caucasica is the source of this 708-nucleotide messenger RNA. NCBI's taxonomy places the organism in Eukaryota, Metazoa, Chordata, Actinopteri, Gobiiformes, Gobiidae. The record is from the annotation of a GenBank genome assembly.
AUGCCCCCCACUUUUGGGAACCACGGACUCACAGUGUGUUGGGUGUUUCAGGGUUUGCAGAAGCCCUGUCUGGAAGAGAUCCGACACGCUCAGGAUGCCAUCUUCAGCCCUUCCAUGUUCGGCUCUUCUCUGGAGGAGGUCAUGGCUCUGCAGAAGGAGCGUUACCCGGAUCACCAACUCCCAUGGGUGCAGACCCGGCUCUCGGAGGAGGUGCUGGGACUGAAUGGAGAUCAGACCGAGGGUAUCUUCAGAGUUCCUGGGGACAUCGACGAGGUUAAUGCUCUGAAGCUGCAGGUGGACCAUUGGAAGAUCCCCACAGGCCUGGAGGACCCUCAUAUCCCAGCGUCUCUGCUAAAGCUGUGGUAUCGAGAGCUGGAGGAGCCGCUCAUCCCUCACGAGUUCUAUGAUGAGUGCAUCCAUCACUAUGACAACCCAGAGGCCGCCGUCACCGUGGUGCUGGGCCUGCCUCACAUCAACAAGCUGGUGCUGUGCUACCUCAUCCGCUUCCUCCAGGUGUUUGUGCAGCCGCCUAACGUCUCCAUCACCAAGAUGGAUGUGAACAACCUGGCUAUGGUCAUGGCCCCCAACUGUCUGCGCUGUCAGUCUGACGACCCCCGCAUCAUCUUUGAGAACACACGCAAAGAGAUGUCUUUCAUCCGCCUGCUCAUCCAGCGCCUGGACACCAGCUUUAUGGACGGCAUUCUAUAG